Messenger RNA from Acanthoscelides obtectus, 4904 nucleotides. The record is from the annotation of a GenBank genome assembly. Lineage: Eukaryota; Metazoa; Arthropoda; Insecta; Coleoptera; Chrysomelidae.
CCCGAACACUAUCUCGACUCGCAUCACCGGGAUUUGUAUAUAGAGAUUAGUGUAAAUUGUGUACGAAUUCGUCGUCAAUAUUUGUGUCUGCCGGGCCGCGAUGUUUGUAAUAUAAGCUGAUUGUUUUGAUGUGGAUGAACGAUGAAGGCCGCAACGGCAGAGCAAAGUCUGCAGCAGACGCUGCAACAGUUGCACCUGCAUCAGCAAGAAACUCAGCCUGCUCAGCAACCAGAGACCACGGUCGUCGAAGCUGAUUCGAAACCGACGAGUAGCGAGAAAAAAUCGGGGGUGCGCAGGCAGGAAAAACCUCCGUAUUCUUAUAUAGCGCUGAUUGUCAUGGCGAUACAGCAUUCGCCGACCAAGAGGUUGACGCUGAGCGAGAUAUAUACUUUUCUUCAACAAAGGUUUCCUUUCUUCCGAGGUGCUUACCAAGGCUGGAAGAACUCAGUGCGACACAAUUUAUCUCUUAAUGAAUGCUUCAUCAAGCUUCCCAAAGGUCUAGGCAGACCAGGCAAAGGCCAUUACUGGACUAUUGAUCCUGCUAGUGAAUUUAUGUUCGAGGAGGGAUCCUUCAGAAGGCGGCCUCGAGGCUUCCGCAGGAAAUGCCAGGCUAUGAAACCUCCCCACCCCCACCAGUACGGUCACCACCCCGGAGGCGCAGCGUUCUUCGCUAAUAAUGCAGCUGUUAUGAACCAAGCUGUAGCUGCAGCUGCAGCUGCCGGGUACGACCACCAAGCACUGGUACAAUCAGCCCAACAGGAGUACCCGGGAGCCGCGUGCUCAUACAACUCGGCAUCACCACAGUGUGGUGUCUCCGGUAGCCACUAUGGUAACUACGAUUAUCCAGGAGUUUACCAGCAACAGUGCGACCGGGAUUGGACCACAGGAGCUUUGCUGCCUUCAUAUGCCGAGAGCGCCAUCACCAGUAACUACUUGAAAGCUCCUUUGAGUCCUCUACCGGAGAACCAAGAUACUCCUCCACCUAACGCUGAUAACUACUAUCAGUAUGUUGCUAUCAGCACGUCGUCAGAUAAUUUGAUGCGUCCCUCCAGUAACACCUCCUUGCAUCACCAGCAGCAGCAGCAGCAUCAGCAACAGCAACAACUCCAGCAAUGUGACCGAAAACCGUACCACCUAUCGCCCCCCACCCCGCCAGCUGCGCUACCGUCUCCCGUUUCUGAUGCCAGUUCGGCACAUUCUGUGGCGACAGCCUACUAUGAUACCAGCGGAGUCAAAUUCGGUAUGUGAGAUGAUGAUUGGGAAGUUGCAGUCUUGCAAAUGUGAUUGAGGACCAAAGAUUUAGUUGACGUGAAGUGUUGUAGGAAAAAUUGUGAAAUGAUAAAUCGGUUGCAGGGUGGAUUCACAUUGCCACAUAUGGAGAGCAAUAAGCGUAUUUGUUUUUCAAAGUACGGCGUAAUGGAGGUAUUCUAAACAGUAGUCUAGUCCCACGGUUCAAAUUUCAUUAUAUCUUGAGUAGAUUCAAAAUAGGCAGAAAGUUAUAGAUGUGAAUAAAAUUAAAAUAUUUUUUGUGACAUGGACAAAACAAGGUGGUUAUUAUGUAAAACGUACCCAAAAAGCUUGAAAUAGCAUUCGAUUUUUUCUAUCACCCACGGUUUUCUUGCAAUAAGGCAUGUUAUUUACUGCUUAUACUUGUAAAAUAUAAGGAUAUGUGUGUAAGAGUACUAAUAUGAACACUCGAAUAAACAUUAAUCUCAGAAUGUUGUUGUCGACGUUUUACGGCGAUAUGUUGCUCCUGAAAUAUCUCUUAACAAUGUCCAGCAAUAAUCAGCAAGCAAAUUGACUUUUGCCUUGAUACCGUUUUUCCAUAGCAGAAAUGUCUUGGUUGGACCGUUCACCAUGUUCAUCACUUACCGCACCUAAAUUUUCCGGGAAAAAAUCGAGAUGAGAAUCCAAAAAGUGAAUUUUUAGAGACAUGUUACAUGCCAUUCCUUUAUAAGCAUUAAUUAGUUCACUCUCAAUAUCUUUAUAAUUAUCCUCCUUCACAUUGCCUAAAAAAUUUGCAGUAACUGAUUUAAAAGCAUUCCAAGCUCGUACUUCAGUUUCAUUUAGAGCACUGUCAAAUACACAUCAUCCUUCAUGAUUUUCCGUAUUUGUGGACCCACAAAUAUGCCCUCUUUAAUUUUUGCCUCACUAAGUCUCGGAAAUGUUUGUUUUAAAUGCAGAAACGCUCUUCCAUUUUGAUCCACAGCUUUCACAAAAAUUUUCAUCAGUCCCAACUUAAUAUGCAAAGGUGGAAGCAACACGUUUUUGGGAUCAACUAGUGAUUCAUGAGCAAUGUUUUUGAGGCCUGGAGUUGACACCUGACGUAGUGACCUGUUCUUAAUGACGAUCUCGCGCACGACUGUCCCAUUCACACAGAAAACAACAAUACUUGGUAUAUACCAGUUGCAUUUCAAGAAGAAUGGCUAUUACCUUUAAAUCUGCACAUAUGGCCCCUCCAUAUCCAUUAUAACGGAUAUGCUCUAACAGAACUCGCAUAUUUUCAUAUGAAUCCUUCAUAUGAACUGCGUGCGCUAUAGGUACAGAUGGAUAUUUAUUACCGUUGUGUACCAAUACCGCUUUUAAACUAAGCUACUUCUUCUUCUUCUUCCUACUUUAUUAAUAGGCUCAUGCCUGUUUUACUUCUGUUUUUAGCCUCAAUUGAUGUUGUCUGACCAUCUUCUCCUCGGUCGUCCCAAUGAUCUUCCAUUUGGCGAUUUGUCUCUUGCUAUAUAAGACUUUCAUUUCUGCUGUUUCCAAUAAUCUUUGUGUUUUCGCCUUAUCUGCUCUUGUUUCCGCUGUGUACGUCAUUAUCGGUCUUAUUUUUCAUUUAUAUAUCCUAUUUUUAGUUUCCGUUGUGAGGUAUUUGUUUCUCCAGAUUGUAUUGUUGAGACAUCCUGCUGUUCGCUAUGUUCACUUGUUUUUGUACUUCUUCUUCCACUUUUCCAUAGCUUGAUAGUUUGAUUCCCAAGUAUUCCGUUUCCAUCACUUGUUCUAUUAUUUUGUUAUUUACGUCUCGGAUCCGCUGAUAUCACUAUCGAUUUAGUUUUCUCUGUUGAAAUCACCAUAUUGGAUAUGAGCGCCGUAUCUUCGAAUUCUUUAAUUAAUCUUUGUAGGUCAUCUUCAUUUUCGGCUAUAAUUAUGGCGUCGUCGGCGUAGCAUAUUAUCUGCAAUUCCUUUUCUCCCAUUCUAUAUAAUCUUCUUUUUUAACUUUCUUUAUGAUUUCAUCCUUUAUCAGAUUGAAUAUUAGUGGGCUCAGCGAAUCUCCUUGUCUAAUGCCAUUUUCAUACUUGAAGCUUAGACGAAUCAAUGAACAGGCGCCAAUCAUUUCGAUCAUGUUUCUGUCCUAAUGCGUCAAACAAAUUGUUGACAUCGGAGAAAUAUAUCAACUCCCUUUCUUGAGGAAACAGUGUGUGAGGUCUUGUUGCCGUUUUCGGUAAAAAGUAAUGUUAACAUCACCGUGGAGAAGAUUCCAUCCGUUUAAUCUUGAUGCUAAAAGUUCUGACUGGGAUUUUUACAGAUUUAAUUCUCGAACUAAGUCAUUAAAUUUGCCCUUUGAGUCAAAUGCGGCGCUUUUGAACAUCUUGGCAGGUCAAACGAAGGAUCGGAAAUUUUUACGCUUCCUGUACCAUCACUUUCAGAAUCGGUGGAUUCAACUUUUCAUCCAAAGACCAAGAUUCUGGUGGAACUGGGACAGAAAGUUCAUCACUAUGCUUAACAAGCCGCAAAGCUGAUGGUAAAUUAAAAUACUUACUACAGUAUUUUUCGAUUUUGGUCCAAUACCUUUAAUAUUUGUGAGGCAAAAAUAGCAAUCCGUAGUACGGUCUCUCGGUUCUCUCCAAACCAUUGGUACCGCAAAGGGCAUUUUACGAUUGUCGCCUCUGAACCAACCUGUUAACAAUGUUACACAAGUCUUAAAACAUAUAUGAGGGGCCCAUAGUUCAUCUUGGUCGCCAACUUUAAUUCCAAAAUAAAGUUCGUAUGCUUCCAACACAACAAGAGUAAAAGUACGUUUUUGGGAUUUAAAAGUUAGCUCUCUGCACACAUAACAAAAACUGUUCGCACUAUUUACACAAUUUCUAGGCAUUGCCCAUAAAGCUACAAAACACACCGUUUUAACAAAUAUUAACAGAACUCAGAACAUCUCAGUACUUUUCAACACAGAAAACGUAACUGACUCGGCUGCUAUUAGUCUACUAAUAAGCGCAGUAUGCUCUCUAAACAUAGAGCUCGCAUACAAUAAACAGGAAUAGACAGGUCUUAUAUAUGUGCGUCAUCGCAUAAACGCCGAGAAAUGCAGCAAUAUGAGAUGUUACGUAUCGUAAUUCAUAAAAGUAGGAUGUUACCGAAUAUCUGUGGGUGAUACAAAAAAUCUGUUUUUAGAUUUGAUUUAAGGGUCUCAAAAUACAUGGAUAUACCCAAAAAUUGUCAUGUCACAAAUCCUGUGUUUAUCAGUGUAAUCGGAUUCGAAAAUAAUUUUACCUCACUUGAAAAACAUUUUGUAAAAGAUUUUUCAUAGGAUUUGGCUAAUAAAGUCGAUAAUAAUUUGAAGGGUGGAGGGUCGUAGGGGGUGUAACGCAAUUUUUGGAUGUUAGUAGAUUAAUACACUUCCAGCGCCAGCAAUUCUACGCACCUAUUAUAUAUAUUUUAUACGUCAUAGAUUUCCACGUACAUUUGAAAUUAGAACACGUGCUCUUUGGCUUCACCGGCCGGCGUGCCGGUGUUCAUGAGUGUAGUCGCAUGACUGGCGCUGUGUCGCGCUGCUGCGUCUGACGCAUCGAGCAGACAGGUAUUGGGAAGAAAAUUUUUAAAAGAACUUGUAAUUAUCGAAAUUUAAAAAAAUUUGACAUUUCGAAAAAAAUUCAAAUUUAGAAUUAAAAAUAGGGAAAAAUUUUCGGAAUUGC